AUGUGUAAUACUAAGAAUAAGCUAUUAGCUAUAUGGAAACAGGAUGAGAGUAACUUGCAAAAUAGAAUAUUGUAUAAUAAGUAUCGAAAUAAAACUAACAAAUAUAUUAAUUACAUAAAAAACAAACAUAUUAAAAGUCAGAUAAUAGCUAAUUUUAAAAACCCAAAAAAAGUUUGGGAUAUUGUGAACAAGUUAUGUGGUAAAUUGACAAAAUCUAUAGAUGAAAUUUUAUUAAAUAAGUUCAAAAUGCCUGCUAAAUUAAUAUCAAAUAAAUUUGCUACAGAACUUCAAAAAAACAUUGAACAAACCUGUACAUCCUGCAGCACUUCUAUUCUUAAAACCAAUACUUAUAUUAAUGAACCGAAUGUAUGUUUUAGAUUGGGAAAAGCAAACCAAUACACUAUAUCCACAAUAAUAAACAAAUUAAAUGAGAAUAAAAGUGCUGGCUGGGAUAAUAUUAGUGCAAAAUACAUAAAACAUGUUAAAGGCAAAAUAACACCUAUUAUUACUCAUUUAAUUAAUCAGUCCAUUGAAACAUGUAAUUAUCCCGACCUAUUAAAAAUAGGUGUUAUUAGGCCUAUACAUAAGAAAGGAAGCUACGACAAUCCAAAUAAUUACCGACCAAUUACUAUUUUAUCUUCCAUUGACAAAGUGAUUGAGAGGUACAUUGGAGAUACUUUAAGCAAAUACCUUGCUCAGAAUAAAAUAAUAAACUGUAAACAAUUUGGAUUUCAAAAAAAUAAAAGUACUUCACAGUUACUUGCAAAGUUUACUAACGAAGUCAACUUGCACCUAAAUGAGAGGAGACAUGUUAUUGCUGUCUUUAUUGAUUUUAGUAAGGCAUUUGAUGUUUUAAAUUAUAAUAUACUUUUUUCAAAAUUAGAACAAAACGGAAUUCAGGGUCCGGCCCUGAAUUGGUUCAAAAACUAUCAUACAAACCGUCAUACAGUAGUAAAGGUCGCAGGUGAAUAUAGUAAUAAAGUAUUUACUUCUCAGGGUACAGCCCAGGGCUCCAUUAUUGGUCCGUCUGAAUACUUGUUAUAUGUGAAUGAUAUGUGUAAUAUCUUUAAAGAUUGUUCCAUUUACCAGUUCGCAGACGACACAUGUCUAAUAACUGCACAUAACAACCUAUUUAAAGCACAAGAAUUGAUGCAACAUAACUAUGAUCAGCUGUGCAAAUGGGCACAUGAUGUUGGGCUGGUAAUCAAUACUCAAAAAACUAAACUGAUGCAUAUACACUCAAGCUACAUAAAAUAUGAUACACAACCCACUAUCAUUGCACAUGAGCACAGCUGUCUGCAUCAGCAAUACACCAAAUGCAACUGUAACCCCCUGGAAAUGGUUGAUCAGCAUAUGUAUUUAGGCCUAAUAAUAGAUAGUAAAUUUAACUGGAGACCUCAUGUUAUUCACAUUUGUAACAAACUAAGAGCAAUACUUUGUAAUUUAACAAUACUUAAGCAUAAAAUUCCUUAUCAAACGUUGAGACUUUUAUAUUUGGCAUUAGCAAAUUCAAUAAUAAACUAUGGACUGAGUAGCUAUGGUAGAACAUUUAAAACUUAUAUACAAGAAAUUUAUAAAAUACAACUAAAAAUCUUAAAGGCAAUAGUUCCUAGCUAUGUUAAGCAACUAUACAGACAUGAUGAUUCAAACUUAUUUAAAUAUUGUAAUACGUUAAAUGUAUAUGAAGAAACUAAAUUGGCAGUCAUAUGUGAGGAGUGGGAACAGUUGAGUAAAUUAAAAAAAUAUAGUAGACCUGUAACCCUACGUAAGUUGAAUAGGUUACCGACAUAUAAGAUUCCAACUUACAAAAAUAUUUAUGGUAAGCGCACAUGGGAAUACCUGCUCCCCUCUUUACUCAACGAACUUCCUCUCACUAUCUUAAAUAUAGUAAAAUAUUAUAAAGUAAAAAUAGCUAAAAGAACACUAAAAGAGUUUCUAAUUAAAUAA
Messenger RNA from Parnassius mnemosyne (clouded apollo), 1947 nucleotides. The record is from the annotation of a GenBank genome assembly. Lineage: Eukaryota; Metazoa; Arthropoda; Insecta; Lepidoptera; Papilionidae.